AUGAUUCGCGCGUUUGAGUCUAUUGGUUAUUAUCGACCGAACGCUGUGCUUGGAUACUCGAUCGAUGAUCAGUUGGUAGCGAAGCGAACGCGCGACGCUAUCGCUUCCACGAAGUCCGCGGUCAGCCUUAUUUCAUGCUAUCACGACGCGGACUCAGGAGUAGAUUCAGCCCAACAUGGCGAGGGCUGCCGAUUCCUGCGCAAAAUAAUCAAGCGUUCUCGAAAUCCUCAUCGACAGGAUUGGACAACUGCACAUCUCACGGCUCAUUCCGCCUCGAUCACCAUGAGCGACCAAACGGUGCGUUCCCCUGGAUUACUACUACAACUGAUAAUUGAGUAUCAUUACGCUCAUACUCGUAAACUACCUCCUUAUUCCUACCAGUCCCUCGUGAGACCUCAACAUCCUCAAUUUCGUGGUAUGCUGCCUUCGAAUCCACAUGCUACCUUCCUGAACCAGUUGUAUAUCAAGUUGCUACAAAAGCCUACAAUCAUGAUGCUGCUCACCCUUGCAGUAUUUGAAGUUAAAAGUAACAUAACGGUCGGAAAUCAACCAUUCUAUGAGAACAUCCUUGUCGACAUGAAGAAAGAAAUCCUACAAUGCAGUGCAGUCUCACUGAAGAUAUUUACCGCCGCCUUCGAAAACGCAGUGCGUGAGCCGGAAUGGAACGAUAUGGAAGUGAAGGAAAUGUAG
This is a messenger RNA of Necator americanus (New World hookworm), 690 nucleotides long. RefSeq lists its product as uncharacterized. NCBI's taxonomy places the organism in Eukaryota, Metazoa, Nematoda, Chromadorea, Rhabditida, Ancylostomatidae. Bases 1 to 690 code for a protein of 229 amino acids. The record is from RefSeq and is a predicted model, not a curated record. The transcript has 5 exons.